UUGAGAAUUUUGAAAAUAAUUCAGAACAAAAUAAAGUAUUUGAUAAGCCUUUAAUUCAGGAAGUCAUCGAUAAAUCUGACGAUCCUGAAACACAAAAAUUACGAAAGUUGAUAGAAGAAGCUGACUCUUAUGAUUGGGAAUUACCGCAACAAAUUCCGAACGAAAAGGAUAUUCUCUCAAUGACAGCUAGUUAUGGUUUUAACGGACUUUAUUCCGGUUAUUUCACGCAUGUGCAAGAAACAUGUAACGAAAUUAUUGAUAUAAUUGAUGUAGAAAGUUCUACAUUUGAAUCCCGUCGUCGGGAUCGAAUCAAAGCUGAAAAUGUUAAGUUUGAUCCUGAUCAUUAUAUUGCUGAUUUUAUGGGUGUUCAAGAUAUAAAACAUCUUAUAAAAUACAAGACUAAUUGGACGAAACUACUUAAGCAAAUACAACAGAUCAAUAAAAAUAAUGCAAAUAUGGAAGAUGAUAAGAAUUUGUGUGAUAAUCCAAUUGCCAUAACGCAGUCAAAAUCUGCGUCAAUCACAACAAAUGAUGAGAAUAAUAAAAAUAGUGAUAAUAUUUUGAAAUUCACUGAGAAAGAAACCUUGAUGAUGAUGAAUCUGCCAAACAAAUCAUACCUUAUACAAAACACAGACGCGAUAUAUUUUGGUUUGGUUGAUCUAUUAUACGCGUAUAGUUACAAUCAUAGAGUAUAUGAAGGCGAAAUUACGGUAGAAUCCGCGUGGACAAUUGGAAAAUUAAGUCCAACCAUAUCAUGUCUUGAGGAAUUCAACUCCCUCGAAGAAACAAUUAUUGCACUAUUUCGUCGAUCAUUAGCAUAUCCAUGGUAUCGAAAUUUUGAAUUAUCAGAAAAAUGUCUUGACGACGUAUAUGUUCUUUUAAAAUUAGGUCGACGUGCUAUUUUAAAGGUUUUGCUUGAACUAAAAGAUAUAUUUGAUCAUCACGAUAUUUAUUACACAUACUCCAAGAUAUGGCUGGAUGAUUAUUGUAUUUGGUGUCAAACUAAAGCCAAUGAUAAGGUUAUUCGAUUAUUAGCACAUAAUGUUCAUCAUUUCAAGGUGCCAAAAUCUAAAAUGGGAUGGCAUCUUGAGGAGUAUGAACAAUUGGCAUUAGAAGAUCAAUGUGAAAAUUAA
Ambispora leptoticha is the source of this 1133-nucleotide messenger RNA. The record is from the annotation of a GenBank genome assembly. Lineage: Eukaryota; Fungi; Glomeromycota; Glomeromycetes; Archaeosporales; Ambisporaceae.